Molecule: messenger RNA, 486 nt
Organism: Nilaparvata lugens (brown planthopper)
Lineage: Eukaryota; Metazoa; Arthropoda; Insecta; Hemiptera; Delphacidae
Exons: 5
Coding region: 64-486 (140 amino acids)
Biological process (GO): detection of chemical stimulus involved in sensory perception of smell; sensory perception of smell
Cellular component (GO): plasma membrane
Molecular function (GO): odorant binding; olfactory receptor activity
Source: RefSeq, a predicted model, not a curated record
AGGGAAAAUUGUGGAGAGCUGAAGAAUUUUAUUAAAAAACUGGCGUCUCAUCAUCAUGUAAUUAUGAAGAAAAUUGCGAUUGGUCAGAACAUUUCCAGGAAUCAAGUUAUCUAUUUUUGUCAAGGAUUUUGUAUCCAACUCUGCAUUGGAGCAUAUAUUAUUGAGAAUGAGGAGAUGGUGCUUAUCAAACUAAAGCAUGGAAUUGUGUUAGCUUGUGUUAUGAUUGUACUUGCUUUCUUCUGUAACUGUGCUCAAAAUUUACUGGACAAGAACAAUGAAAUGGUCAGUGCUCUCUACGAUUUUGAAUGGCACAAUAAAGAGGUUUUAUUCCAAAAAGACUUUCAAAUCUUGAUGAUGCAAGUUAAUGUGGAACCAACUAUAAAAUUUUUCGGUAUCUUCAAAAUGGAUCAGACAAGUCUUAGCUCGAUUUUCAAAGGAGCUUACUCAUAUUUGAACUUCCUUCAUUCACUUGCGGAGUUCGAAUGA